GAAGCAGUUAGCAAUCGCGGAAUAUUGAAGCGACGAUCGACCAGAAGCAGUUCAUAAGCAAUCGACAUCGACGAUCGACCAGAAGCAGUUCAUAAGCAAUCGACAUAAUAUUGAAGCGACGAUCGACCAGAAGCAGUUCAUAAGCAAUGAGCAUGUCGACGGCUGUUAGACUAUGUGGAGAGUGUCCGAUGGAGCUGAAUUUGGAGCUGUUGUAUCCUAACCAGCCGCUGCUUUCAGAAUGCGAAUGCGGUUAUCAGAUUUGUUUUGGAUGUUGGAACAGCCUAGUAGCACGGUACAAGAAAGGUGCUGUAGGGACUUGUCCUGCGUGUGGUAAACGCUAUGAUAAGGCCAGAUUUGUUUCCAGGCUACCGAGGCCAAAGCCGAAAGCGAUUGCAUUUACUACUGUAACUGUGAGGGGAAUACCUCUCAAAUUUGCUAAUGAUGCUACUUUGAUGAGCAAUACAUGUUUUGGGAAAUACGGGAAGGUGACUAAGGUCUCAAUUGCAAGAAAAGCUGAUGGGGAAAUUUUGUUCUAUAAACCCAGUAUAUGCUUUGAAAUAGAAGCAACGUUUGAAAAAAAACAGAAUGCUCUGCAGUGCAUUAAAGCCCUGAAUGGCUUCAAACUAGAUGGAUCACAGUUGGUGGCAAGUUACGCGAUUGGGUCUGAUUAUAUGGAUCGCGGGGGCGACGAAUUUCCUGCUCCUCUCCUGGAUGAUACUGAUGAAGUGGUCCCGAACGAAAGGGGAGCCAGUAAUCGCGGACAAUCAAUAAGUGGCAUACGUGUGGAUGCGGAAGUUGCUGAUGCACUAAAGAUGGAUGACUGUUGUGGGUGAGCUGGAGGUGAGCUGGACAUGAGCUGGCGCUGAGUCAGAUAUCCGGGAGCUAAUAGCUAGUCGGUUAUUAGAGGCAUCUUAACAAUAAACCUCUUCUGAUUUUGUAUAAUCCUUUUUUCUGAAUGAGUAUUUUGGUAUUCU
This is a messenger RNA of Salvia hispanica, 974 nucleotides long. NCBI's taxonomy places the organism in Eukaryota, Viridiplantae, Streptophyta, Magnoliopsida, Lamiales, Lamiaceae. The record is from RefSeq and is a predicted model, not a curated record.